Messenger RNA from Paramecium sonneborni, 1878 nucleotides. Lineage: Eukaryota; Ciliophora; Oligohymenophorea; Peniculida; Parameciidae. The record is from the annotation of a GenBank genome assembly.
AUAUGGCAUCAGCUACUAAAGUAAAAAGAAAUAAGAGAAAAGAGAAAGAAGAACAAAUAUAAAGUAAAUCAUAAGGAAGCUUUCACAAUUUAGAAUUAUUAUGUAAAACAGAUGAUAGAUAAAAAAAAACACUUUAGAAAAUAAUCAAAUAAAAACCAGAUCUUGCAAAAAGCUUAAAUAUAUAUGCAGAUGGAGUUAGAUACUACAUAGCACGUUAAUAAUAGAGGGAUAAAUUAUUGGCUGGAAAAGAAACUCCUUUGGCAGAUGUUACAGAGGAAUAAGUAUAAAUACCUGUUUUACCAUCUAUCACAAAUCGUUAAAUAGUAAGAUAAUUUAAACAGGACCCAUUUAAUCCAAGAAAACUAUCAGAAAGCUUAGAAAAAGCAAAUAGAAGAUAAAAUAAUAGUAAUAAUUACACUCCUUUUGCAAAUAGAUAAAAGGUUGCUAUUUUAUCUUAAAAUCCUCCUUUAAAAAUAAAUAGAGAAAAAGAAUUACCAAAACUAAAAGUAAAGAAAUAAAAUCUUACUUAGUUUAAUUAUUAUAUAGGUCCUGGAAAUAACGGAGAAUUAGUUAAACGUAUUUUAUAAAGAAGAGAAUAAUAUUGGAGUGCAGUACCAUAAUAAUUUUAAUAUAAACAUUUUAUUUGGUAAUAAUCUUACUUUGGGAUGGAUUUUAAUAAACUUUAAGCUUCAGAUAGUUUAUUCACAAGAGUUAUGUAUAAUUUUUUUGAAUUUCACAAAAAUAUCACAUCUAAAUCUGGUAUAUAAUUAGAUUUAUUAAAUAGGUUUAUCAAUGUCUUUAUUAUAAUACUAUAACAAUAUAGAGAGAACAUUUGAUGUUAUUCCUUUAGUUUUUAUCUUAAAUUUUAAGAAUUCUGAUUGGAUGAAAGAUGUUCAAUAAUUUACUGAAUUUUAUUGUAAUAAUAAUCCUUUACCUUAAACAUCAAUGAAAAAUUCAUUAGAUUUUGACUUUUAUGUAUCAAAUAUUGCUCCAAAUAAAGUAAAUUAUAAUGGGAUAAAAACUUAUAAAAUGGCAGAAACAUUAACAAAUAAGAUGCAAUAUUUAUGGCUUUUAAAACCUGCAGAUUGGAAUAGAGGAGAAGGAGUUCAUGUGUUUAAUACAUUAGAAGAAGUAGAAGGGUUGAUAAAAUCAUAUUAUAAUGGGAAAGGUAAUUAUGAAUGCAAGGAAUUUGUGAUAUAGAAAUAUAUUGAGAGACCUUUAUUGUUGGGAGGAAGAAAAUUCGACAUAAGAUGUUGGAUAUUGAUAAGUCAUGAUAUGCAGUUCUAUUUAUUUAAAGAGGCAUAUAUAAGGACAAGUGGGGCAAUAUUUAGUUUAGAGAAUGUAUAUUUAUAGAAAAAUUAUAAUAGAAAGAUAGGUAUAUUCAUUUGACAAAUAACGCAGUGUAAAAAAAUGCGUAGAAUUAUGGAUAAUUUGAAGAUGGGAAUUAAUUAUCACUAAAAAGAUUUUAAAAGUAAUUGGAGUAAGAUAUAUUUUAUAAAAUUUAGUUUAUAAGAAAAAUAGUAUGAUUUUAGAAAGGAGGGAUGGCCUAAAAUAAAAGAGAUAGUGAAGUUAACAUUAAAUUCGACAAGAUUGAAUAAAAGGAAUAGAAAAUAUGGAAUGCAAAUCUUGGGUUAUGAUUUUAUGGUCGACGAAAAUUUAAAGUUGUGGUUAAUAGAAGUUAAUGCAAAUCCAUGUAUAGAAGAGAGUUCGAAUCUAUUAAAGAUGUUGAUUCCUAGAAUGUUGGAUGAUGCUUUCAAACUUACAAUAGAUAAAGUAUUUACUCCAGAUGUAGACUUUGGGAGUCAAUAGUAAAAACUAAAAGUAGAUGAUUAUGAUGAUUCUGAAAAUAUGUGGGAACUAUUGGGGAUGUGUGGAUGA